This is a messenger RNA of Heterobilharzia americana, 555 nucleotides long. The record is from the annotation of a GenBank genome assembly. NCBI's taxonomy places the organism in Eukaryota, Metazoa, Platyhelminthes, Trematoda, Strigeidida, Schistosomatidae.
AUGGGCUUGUUAAACCUUUUGCGUAGGCUGAAGUCUAAACCAGAACAAGAAAUAAGAAUCCUUCUUCUUGGUCUGGACAAUGCGGGAAAAACAACUAUACUAAAGCAUUUAGCAUCCGAAGAUAUUUCUCAGACAACUCCCACUCAGGGUUUUAAUAUCAAAAGCGUCCAGUCACAGGGAUUCAAACUGAAUGUGUGGGAUAUCGGUGGUCAGCGAAAAAUUCGUCCUUACUGGAAGAAUUACUUUGAAAAUACAGAUGUAUUAAUCUAUGUCAUAGAUAGUGCAGACAAAAAGCGGUUUGAAGAAACUGGAGAGGAACUUAUGGAACUUUUAUCCGAAGACAAAUUGGCUGGUGUUCCUCUGAUUAUAUUUGCUAAUAAACAAGAUUUAAUAUCUGCUGAACCAGCAAAUAAAAUAUCCGAUGGAUUAGGAUUACUAACGAUUAGAGAUAGGCCAUGGCAAAUCCAAGGUUGUUCUGCUAUCACUGGCAAUGGUGUAAAAGUAAGUAUAAAUAAUCCUAUGAAGGAAGUUAAAAUGCUUCGUAAGCUAUUAUAG